Messenger RNA from Pseudoliparis swirei, 978 nucleotides. Its product is annotated as odorant receptor 131-2-like. Gene Ontology annotation, molecular function: G protein-coupled receptor activity. Lineage: Eukaryota; Metazoa; Chordata; Actinopteri; Perciformes; Liparidae. The transcript has 5 exons. Gene Ontology annotation, biological process: G protein-coupled receptor signaling pathway. The coding region runs from base 1 to 978 and encodes 325 amino acids. Gene Ontology annotation, cellular component: membrane. The record is from RefSeq and is a predicted model, not a curated record.
AUGAACUCAACUGGACGCUUGGACAACUUAUACGAGGCUGUCAUCAAAAACGUCAUCAGCUUUUCCCUCGUCUUCGUCAUCCUCUGCAUCAAUGGAGCUUUUGUCUUCACCUACUUUAAAAACCAGGACUUCCAGCGAGACCCCAGGUAUGUGCUGUACAUCCAUCUGGUGAUAAACGACAUGAUCAUGCUGGCCGGUUCCCUGUCGCUCCAAAUCGCAUCCUACGUCUCCACCCUGAGCAGAACCUCCUGCUGCCUCCUGAUGCUCAGCAUGAGCUCCUGCUGCCUCCUGCUGCUCCUCUUACUGACCACCAGCAAGAACAGCCCUCUGAACCUGGCCGGCAUGGCGGUGGAGCGGUACAUUGCCAUCUGUCGACCUCUUCAUCACGUGCACAUCUGCACUGUGCAGCGAGCCCAUGCUCUCAUCGCACUCAUCUGGGUCGUCUCCUUCAUCCCCGCCCUCGUAGAAGUCUUCAUCAUCCUCGCCACCCAGCCGCUGUCCGUUUUCUCCACCUCGGUCAUCUGCUACCACGCCAACAUGUACAACACGAAGUACCACAAGGUGCACAGUGCGGUGGUUGAGGCUCUUCUGUUCUCCUUCGUCUUCCUCACUGUGAUUGUCACCUACCUGAAGGUACUGUGCACUGCUCGGGCCGUCACCGGUUCCGACCGGUCCGCGGCCAGAAGCGCCCACAACACCAUCCUGCUGCACGGAGUCCAGCUGCUCUUGUGCAUGCUGACCUUCAUCGCGCCCUUCCUCAAACUCACCUUGGUCACCGCAUGGCCCCAAGACCGAACGGAGAUCCUCUUCACUUCUUUCUUGUUCAUCAACGUGUUGCCCCGGCUGCUCAGUCCGCUCAUCUACGGCGUCAGGGACCAGAAGUUCAGGACCCAGAUCCGACUGCUCUUCUGCACUAUAAAAAAGAGGGCGGAGCCAGCGGCGGGAAGCCAGCGAAGGUCCAAACAGGUGUCCCACUGA